This is a messenger RNA of Moesziomyces antarcticus, 4194 nucleotides long. RefSeq lists its product as uncharacterized. The coding region runs from base 1 to 4194 and encodes 1397 amino acids. The transcript has 2 exons. The record is from RefSeq and is a predicted model, not a curated record. NCBI's taxonomy places the organism in Eukaryota, Fungi, Basidiomycota, Ustilaginomycetes, Ustilaginales, Ustilaginaceae.
AUGAACUCAACACCGCAAGGCCCCGCUCGGCCAACUCUUCAGCCUCAACAGUCCCCAGCCGUCGGGCUGUCUACCGCUCAGGUGCCAGUCUUCCACAACUUCAUACCGGACGCGUUAGACUCAAGGAUUCGAGACCUGGAGCAGAACGUCAUUCGUCAAGCUAACUGGCAAGCCCUGUACUUAGAUUGCAAGAACGAGCUCGCCGCUUGCAAGACCAAGAACGAGGAGCUCGAGAAGAAGAUGGACAAGCUUGCUCUCGAGCUUACAACUCACAAGGAGAAUGUCCAUAAGGAUUUCUCUUUUGUCACUUACCACAUGAACGGUGCAAUGCAUCGCCUCGCUCAGGUCGAGGACCGCCUCUCUAAGGCCCAUCAUCAGCUCAAUGAGCGCCUCACGCACACUGUCGAGCAGCAAGCCGCGCAAGCCGACUCCUUUCAAGAUCGCUAUGUCGGCCCACUUUUCGCGGCUCUCCACCAGCUCCUUCCCGGUGGCAUCGUGGCUGGACGCAGCGACGAAACGAUUCAAACCGAUGUCCUCCAGUCAAGCAUCCCCAGAGCGUCUUUGUCGGUCUCAGAAAAGGAUGUCACCGAGAAUCGUGAUACUUCCCUGACGCCGUCCACCGUGCAACAGGUGGAUUCCACUUUGCCGCCACCCCAGCUGCCCGGAAGUACAGCCGACCAAGGCAUGGCGCCAGUUGCUCCCAGCGAAGCUACGGCAGAGCGACCAAAGACAUCCAUGUCAUCGAUGGAUACGGCCCCCGUCGCUCAUCCUGGAAUUGACGCUGUUGGUGUGAAACUGCCUACUGAGCCUCCUUCCAAUCUGCUCAUCCCCGCGCAAGCCGCAGCCGAUUCGGUAGCCACGUCUAAUGCCUCGAGUUCGUCUGAAUUCAAGGCGUCCUCGAGUCGUGAGGUACAGCAGCUGGCUACACCUCAGGCUGUCGAGAGCCCUUGCGCAAUUUCCGCCUCACCGGAGUCCUCCUCGGGGAAGAAAAGGAAGCGAACACCAUCGGUAGAGCACACGAGGACUCAGGUCGCUCGGCGUUCGGCGCAGUCAUCCAUCAAGUCGGCAGGCAUCGCUCCAGAGUCGUCUGGAUCCGUGCCAUCGUUCAAGACUGCGCAAGCAACGAUUCCGGCCCCCCUCUCUGCCUCUUCGGCUACUCAUCAUGUCGAAAUUUCAAACUCCAACGUGGCAGCAAUGGUCGAUUCUGAUGCCGUUCGAUGGAACGAGCGACCAUCAUCGACUCCGAAAGGCCUCGCAACUUCGCAGCAGCAUCUUCUCGGGCACUCCACAGUACCCACAGAGCUGCAAGAGGGGUCGACAAUGGCGCAGUCUGGGCUCGAACCCUCGGAUUCACCUGCUGUACGGAAUUCGUGGACAGUCGCAAAUACCGUUGGUGCCGCGAAAUCUUCAACUCAAGCAUCACUUGUGCCAAACGCGAGAAACUCGUCCGCGCAGAUGCCAUCUAAGGAACGACUCAGCCCGCGUGAAGCUCAGAGGCGGGUGAAAGAGCUGACAGCGCCGCGUUCAGCCUCAAGAGCCGGUAAUACAGCACGUCUCGAUCAAGUCGCCAAAUCUGGUGCUUCCUCUCUGCCAGAGCGGUCUUCGACCGCCGAGUCAAGUGUUGCGAGAGGAGCACCUUCGACGAUGUUGUUGGCAUCUAACGGUAGCCGUAACAGCGCGCCUGCUCAAACACCGGCGAUGUCUGCUUCUCCGCCUCCUCCGCGCCCCUCUACUUCUGCCGGAGGAACAUCCCGACACCCAUCCUCACUGGAGAAAGAUCAAGCUGGCAUGGCAGCGGCUCAUUCUCGUCUCGGUCCUUCCGACGCAUUCAUCGCGCCCAGAAUGUCAACAUGCGAUGUCGGAAUCAACGAGGCGCGCGCAAGCUCGAUCGAGUCGCUCCCGCGCAACGGGACCAGGCAGAGAUCACAGUCACAGGCAUCUCCGCCGUCUAGCCCUGACGUCCCGCUCAGCAGUCGCGCCCCUUCGACCGACGCCUCAUGGCCACGUCCGUCAUCACCAAGACCGCAGGCUAGCACUGCAGCAGUCCCUCCUGAGCCGAGUCCAUCGGACGAAGCCGCUCCAACCACAGGAAUCGCGACUGCUAGGCAGAGCAAGGAGCCAGAUGUGCAUCCUCCAGGCUUGGCUGCAUCAAGUUCCAACUCAGCUUCCGGCGUCGUUGACCCUGCCACGGAAGGCUCUAGGCGGCCUUCAACAGCUAACCGAAGCGUUCUGACAGCAGACCCGCGACGGAAAGCGCUUUUGCCCUCCCAAUCUGCGAAUUUGUCGGGCUUGUCGACGUCGCCGCAGCCAGCAGCGCCAAUCAAGCCAGCGGUACCCCUCAAGCAUGCACUGCCCAGCAAGCCUCUCUUUUCGACAGAUCAGUUGACACGAGCUCAGCCAGAAACCUCAAGAAGUGCAUCCGCCCUCGAAGCGCCGACGGACCCCCCGGUGCAAAACGUCAAAUUAGAGCAAGACGCUGUCGUGCCGUCCUCUGCGCAACAGACGGAGCGGGCCGAGUCAUCGUUGCCUCCCUCGUCCACCUCGAACAGUGGUCAUGGCCGAGACAAUGUUGACAUACGGUCGCAUGUGGAGAGGGAAGUGCGUACAUCUUCAAUCGCGGCCACCAGCAGGACUCCAAUGGGCCCGCCAUCUCGACCAACUUCAGUGAAUGGCCUAAACCGCACUUCGUCAGGACCAAAGCCAGCUUCACAAGCUACCCAAGAGUCGUCACAAGCUUCAUCAGCCCCCCUCGACAAAGAUUUGGCUGCCGUUCAGGUCGAAGCUCGUUCAGAUCUGGAAACGCCAUCUUCGGCAGAAUCGCGUCAGCCACCUCCUCGUGCUGCCGUGGAGAAGCAGCAGACAGGCCGACAUUUUUCGGGAUCCGCAGAUGAUCAGAGGCAAGACGAGAGAUGUUCAGAUCAGAACCGGCAGGUCGAGCAUUAUGCACGCCCCGAUCGGUCUGAAACUCAGACUGUGGCGAGACAGCACCAGUCUCGAGUCGAGCGCUUGGCGUCUACUGAAAAGGUAUGGACAGGGCGUGAAGAUCGGGACACUUUCUACCUCGUGGCUUUUCUAGGUCGCUUGGAUCGUCCGACGGCACUCUUGGUGACAGAGGACUCGCAAAUCACGGACUCGCUGAUCUCCGAAGAUCUCGCAGACGAGUUGCUUCGAGUUGGAGGUGCAAGCAGGCUAGGAACCGACGAGCCUAAUUCCUGGCUUGAGGUGGAUCUCAGCUGGCCCUACAACACCAAUAUGCAACAAAAGCGUUCCGGCGGCAAUAGGCGCUGGUUCCGAGCUCGUCUAUGCCGAUUCCUAAUCGUUCCGAGGGAGUACAUGAAGGUAGGAAUCUGUCUAGGCAGGCGGGGACUAGACGAUCUCAAGCUGAGCAUCGUCUUGGAGCGAGGCCAACGACCGUCUCUGGCUGUUGCGGGGCCAUACGGGCAGGGGUCCAAGCUUCGCGCUCUUCCUGGUUACGAGCUAAAGCAGCCCUCGCUCGGGCCCUUUCGAAGGCUCUGCUACCUUGCCCGCCUUGCGAUCGAACACUCAGACCGGCUUGAAGCAGAGUAUGCGAACGAAAGGGGCAGCUCUGACGUGCGACGCUCCGACAGCGCGCGCAAUUCCCUCUCGGGGAGCAAUGCCUCCCAUUCGCACCUCGAGCCUCUGGCGUGGGGACGCGACACUCUCCAGCCAGAGUCGUCCAUAGAGGCCGAGUCGAGCCUCGAGCGAGACCGUAUCUCGCGUGAGCUCGGCGAGCGACGCGACAGAGAGCACGACGCUCCUCACCUUUCCACCCCUCUGGCAAAUGCAACAUCGCUCAGAGCUUCGACGACCCGAGAUGAAAGCGUUGACAGGAACAGCUCGGAAAUCAUUGCAGAGGGUCGCAAGACGCCAGCUCUGGAUACCGGAUCGCCGCUAACGCCGCUGAGCCAGGCUUCUGAGGAGGAGGAAGAGGAAGAGGAAGAGGAAGACGAGCUGAUGGACGAGACAGACUCAGAGCACAGGUCGGCGCCCGAGACGCUAGAGGAUCUCACCGAGGAUCAGAGACGCGCUAUUAUAGAGCGCACGCAGAGGCUGCUGCAGGACCAGAAAGGGGGCCGCGAACAGGCAGGAUUCUACGGGAAUGCGCCACCCUCCGGGCUGCAGUUGAUGGGCAGCUCACAACGCUUCAGGAACCUCGGCGACGCAACGCAGUGA